GGAUCGCCCACACUCUGUUAAAUUCAAAUUUAGAACCCAAGCGACUAAUUGACCGCGAAAGUCCUACUUUCUUUAUACCAGUUACAUCACUACGCACCGGAUGAUUUAAUAACGUCAGCUGAACGGGCCAAGCAUUUCACGUAUUGUGGGACGGUAAAAAUAUCCACAGUAUUCCACGCAAAUUGGUAACCGGUGAUAGUCAAGAAUCCGCCUACAUAACAAACACAAUUGUUUCACGAAACUGAAAAAUGGCGAACCUACACACCGACCAAUAGGAGGCGUUACCCUUCGACGGCUCAAAACAACCCUAUUGGUCGUUUCGAUCUCUUUAAUUCACGUCGACCAAUGGGAGGGCCGAACGGAAGUUCAAGUCAAACCAGUUCCAUUUUAGCGAUCGUCCGACGCGCACGCGUUUCAAAUUUGGUAUUGUCGGCAUUUAAAAAUUUUCGAAUUUCGAACUGAUUUCGUGUUACAUGCCAGUGUGUUUAUCGCGGGGAUGUUUUGUGUUCGAUUUGUAGAUUCGUAACGGUUUCGUCAGUUCUGAGUUUUAAAUCGUAAAUAGGUUGUGUUUCGUCAUUGGUGGGGGUAUUAUUUUUAGCAUUUAGCUUGUUAAAGCUGUUGUUGGUGUGAUGUGAGACGGAUCUUAAUUUAGCGGUGUACAUGAGUGUGAAGGCAGCACACGUCUGCAGAAAUUAAAAUAAAAUGAAAAAGAAGAGAAAACCAAUGAUACAGUGAAAAUAAUAAAUUAUAAUAAAAUAUUAAGGAAACGCAUUUAGUCAUAAUAAUAUUUAAAAACACAAGUAUCGUGUGAACGGACCUUGGCCAGGCAGAGACUGGAAAUUAAAAAAAGAAAAAAUUUGUCUGUACAUACAACUCACUCGUAUUUAAAAACAAACUUUAGGCCAUUUUGGAAAUCGAAACACAAAUAAGUAAUCGACGUUUAAAAGGUGAUCGUUUUUGUUUAAACAUUUCUGGGACUGCCGCCUUUUUAUGUUUAUUUACCGUUUAAAGUAUUUUCGAAAAACAGUGGACGGUCAAACACUCGAUUUUUAAACGGACUGAUAUUCUCGUGAGCUUACAAAUAAGAAAAAAAGUGGUAACGCGGGAAAGUGUGUGACGUUAAACUUUGACUUUAUCUGUGGUGGAUUCCCGCCAUUAGUGUUGUGUUUUCGCUGAAAUUCGUGUGAAAUCGUGUCAAAGUGGCUGGGGACGAGCAUUUGGACAUGUUGGGGGGCCCGGAGUGGGGGCAGCGGGAGGCCAGCCCCCCCAGGGACGCUCCCCUGCCGAGCUUUGGCUUCACACAGGAGCAAGUGGCCUGCGUAUGCGAGGUGCUCCAACAAGCUGGUAACAUCGAAAGGCUCGGCCGGUUCCUAUGGUCCCUGCCGGCGUGCGAGCGACUUCACGCGCACGAAUCAGUCCUCAAGGCCAAGGCCAUGGUGGCCUUCCACAGAGGGAACUUCAAGGAGUUGUACAGGCUGCUGGAGUCACACACCUUCAGUCCACAUAACCAUCCGAAGCUGCAAAGCUUGUGGUUGAAAGCACACUAUAUGGAAGCCGAACGGUUAAGAGGCAGGCCGCUUGGAGCUGUCGGCAAAUACCGCGUGCGGCGCAAGUUCCCACUGCCCAGGACUAUUUGGGAUGGAGAGGAGACCUCCUAUUGUUUUAAAGAAAAAUCCCGGUCCGUUCUUCGAGACUGGUACCUGCACAACCCUUAUCCAUCACCACGGGAGAAAAGAGAACUAGCAGAGACCACAGGACUCACUACUGUACAGGUUUCAAAUUGGUUCAAAAAUAGAAGACAAAGGGAUAGACAAGCUGAACAUAAGGAUAGUGGCGGCACAGGUGACAAGCAACUCGACUCGUCCACCGACGACGACAGCGACGCGCCUGCGCACGCGCCGCAGCCUCACGCCCUCGCCGCGCACGCGCCGCAGCCGCUGUACCCGCUGUACGAGCACCCGCUGGCGCAUCUGCAGUACCAUCAUACGUGACCCCGAUAGGAGACCUGCACAAAUCAAUACCAAGUAUAGUUACCGGCAUGGAUCUUAAGCGCUGACCUUCACCUGCGCAGAAGUGAUUUUUUGUGUCCCUUUUGCGGUAUGAAGUGAGGCGCGGGGCGGACUCAAGUGCAGUGAUUGAGCCGCAGCGUCGCGUCAUAGCCGUCAUGAGGGAUUCGUUCUUUGAUGCAGUUGCAUGCACCUCAAGACGGAUCAAGAAUAGCGUCUUUUUUUGUCGUGAGUGCACGAUGCGCAAAGCGAUCCCCAGUCUUCCGCCGAGCGCUCAAGAUCCGAGCCGGUAACUAUACCAAGUGUCAAGUAUACAGAAAGAACUAAGUACAAUUUUGAUUUCAAAGCUCAAACAUCAUCCCAUGUUCUUUGGUAACUUUAGGAUAUGAUAAAUUGUGACCCCAUUUAUUCCCCGCUCGAAAUAACACCUCUAUUCCUCACCAAUCGUGAAACUCAUAAGACAUAAAAAUUUUGUCGGGGAUCGAACCCGCGACCCGUCGCGCACAGUAGCCUUUAACUCUACCACUCAACUAUCCGAGCCGUCAUCAACCUUUACUCCCUAUAGGCAUGGACCUCUCCUCUCGUAACUACUGGCGACGAAUCUCACUAAUUUGACUUCUCUUAAUCGUAACAGAUUGUAUACCCAGUAGCACCUAUCACAUACCCCUCUUUAGAUCCAGAAUCAUUCAUCAUAGACCUUUUCUUCGGUACCUUGAAGGGACAAAUCUCGUUAUAUUUGAGCCCACUUAGUCACAACCUUUAUACCCCAGAUGCACCUGUCCUCAUUCCGAGUCCUAUGACAGCAGUCUAUUUUUUUAAAUUUGACCCUAUUUACAUUAAAUCAAACAGUAGUAUCUACAUACAUAUUAAUAAGCAAGGACAAGUACAAUUGAAUUAUGUAAUAAACCUUUAGACCCCACUUUCCAGAUACAUUAUGCACAAAAUUUUGACCCAGCAGUGAUUUAAAUUCAACCAUUAAUUGUAAAUAUAAUGAGAUUUAGUUUACAUGACAUCUAGAUGUACAGAAUAAUACGUAUUGAUUUUCAUCUGUUUUUCCACACAUUAUCCAAGUAAUAUAAAUACUUUUAUAGUAACAUUCAUGAGAAUGAUUCAUUAUUAAAUGAUGCAACGGUUCACUCACGCGUAUUUAUCCGAAUCGCCCGACUAGUUUCGGACCCAACCGGAGGCCCUUAAUCAUGAACUGUUAGGUUUUAUCCCGAUAAAUUGGCGUGGAUAAACGGUUGCAUCAGUUAAUAUCAAUUUAAAUAGUAACAAAUUAUUGAUUAGAAAAGGACGGAACAUAAUAUGUGUUUUCUCUCUCUAUUAAUCAUAGUAUCAACUUCAAUAACCAAUUCAAUUUACUUGUACCACUACAUUUUUAAUUAAGAAUAUUACAAUUGUGGAAGAAAGAUAAUGUUAUACACGGUGUAGAGCGUUGUCUCCCUUCCACACAUGCAACUGGUUUUUUAGAAGGCGAUAUUACGCCUUUGUAAUGUUUUUUGUUGAGCGCAAAUUUCAUUAAAAACCAAGUCAUAAUAGUAAUAAUAGGUAUACUAGUUGAAUAUCACUAAUGGCAGCUAUCUCUAUUCAAGAUUUCAUCAAAUAGUGUUAAGUGGUUUAGCUAUGAAAAUUUAACAGACAGAGUUAUCUUUAGAAUUGUUAAUUUUUCGUGACUUUUAAGAUAAAAACUCUAUUUAAAAUAUAAUUGACUAGGUGUUGCUGUCAGGCCAUACCGUUACAAAUAAAAAAUGAUCCCAAGGGAACAUAAAACAGAGAUAAGACUAUCCUGCAUUAACCCAGGUUAUAAACUAUCUAUGCACCAAAUUUUUAACAUUUUCUUUUCUUAGUAGAUUAUUGCUUUCUUUGAGAAGAAAUAGGAUUUAAAAUCAUUAUUUAAAACUGAGGUUCUUAUAGCAAAUAUAAUUAAACAUAAUUCAUACAUUUAUUAUUUAAAAACAAAUACUCAGGCGAUGACGUAAUAAGCUAGUCUUAAAACUAAAAGCUAUAAAUAAAAGACGACUCAUAAUAGCUUGUUCUAUCCUAAUUAUAAUACCGAUUACAUCCCUUAUUAUAAUAAACAAACAAUUAAAAUACAAAACGAUGUGAGCAACGUUAAAAUUAUUAUAAAACUAGUAUAGUCACGCGGUGUUUCUUGCAAGAUACUUGUGCCUGAAAAAAAUUGUCUGUUUGUUCUGGCUAAUCUCCAAAACUGCUCGACCGAUUUUGAUAAAAUUAUUGUUUAGAGUUUGAAUCCGUGGUUAGUCAUUGCCAUGUCUAUCCUAAAUACAUACUUAUUAUUAAUUUUUGUUAUCAACACAAGCAAUUAUCUUGGGUCGGAAUGGAACUCAUGUCCUUGCGGUAUACCAGUCAGGGCCACGAACCAUUUGGCCAAUAGACCAGACCAUUCUUUACAAAUAAAGGUUUUUCAAAAUGAAGCGUUUUCUUGCUGAAAGUUGUUGAACUUUUCAUGCACAGUGUCUUUCUUGUAGUGGAAAUCAUAUUAAAAUUACCGAGUUUUCAGCAACAAAUAGACAAACAGACAAAAAGCUAAACUUCCUAUCUAUGCCUAACCAACAGAUAACGAUCAAAAUCUAACACAAUCUUGCAUAAAAUUAUGAAUUAAUUAACAAUUUAUCUUCUUAUUAAAUAUGUACUGAUCUUAUCUCAACAGCUUGCUAGAUAAACAUCUUUUAUCGGAAUCAUGAAAAAUCAUGUUUUGUGUUAACCUUUGGGAUCGGGUUUGACAACAUGGUACUAGUGGCAUCUCAAAAAUAUGGCCAAAGAACAGAGGAAAAAUAGGGGGAAGUGUCUAUAGACUGUCGUAGUACAACCCUCGACGUAAAAAGAGGGGUGUUGUAUGUUUGAUGAUUUUGUCUUGUUGAUUUUGUUUCUGCUAUGGAUUCCGACCUUAAAUGUGAAAUGUAUAACACCAAACCUAAUUCGAGUAAGAAUCCAGUGUGCAGAAUCGAACGUAGUUCCAACUCCUGCCACUGCACAAAUUGGCGCUAGCGUCGAUUCCUACGUAUAAACUUGAUCGCAAAGAUUUAGUAACCAGUGUACGAUUUUUGGAACUAGUGCCGCCAAAAUUAUUUGCUGUCAGAAUCUCGUCUCGUAUUUUAACAAAAACUUUUGACAAGCAAACGCGAAGUCAGAAACAAAAACAUCACUUUAAGUAGGUAACUGGCAUCAAGUAUGUAAAGUUCUUCAAGGUUGAUCAUCACCUCCUAAUUGUGACUUUCAAGGGUAUUCUGAGUGCCACUUCCAUUAAUUUUGAUUCUCUACGGAUAUUACAUAUUAAUUAAAAAGGUUAAUAGAAACAGAUUUUUUUAGCGAUAACUUUUAUGACUAGAUUUUUUUCUAGAUUUUAAUGCUGAUUUUCACACGGUCUUUGAGAUGAUUAAAAUUUUAUUCACUAAUGAAUGAUCGUAUGAAAUUUAAUACGUUUAUCUGAAACGUUUUUAUUUUAAAAGGCUUUAGGAAGUUAUAUCAAAAGUGUUCUAUUAAAGGUGUGUUUCCAAUGGCGCGAAACUUGGCAGAAUCGUGCGGAGCGGGUCGCCAAUUGGACAAUCCAAUCCAAAGUUCGAUAUUGUAUUGGAGAAUGCACUUUGUGUAAGUCGAAUCAGUGUGUGAAAGAUCUCGAUCACACUUACGGGCGAAUUCGCAGUCCGCUCCGCUCCACUCCCCGUAAUUCUACGACACUAGGAACGUUCCUUUAUAGGAUAUUUAAAAAAGCUCACUUCAAUAUGUAUUUUUGCAUCAAAGAAAACUUAAGUUUUAUAUUCAUAUCAAUUUUUACAACUAAUUUGUUCUAAUAUUAAAAAAGGCGAAAUUAACUCUGUCUUAUACCUUUUCUCUUCUAAACCGCUACACCGAUUAUGAUGAAACCUUCGUAUGGAGUAAACUAGUCAUAUGAAAUUAAUUACCCUCUUUCAUACAAUAACCAAUAUACAUAUACAGUGUUAAAUAGCAUUACAAUAGCGUUAUUUAUUAAAUAGGAGACAUUUCGACAGUGACAGAAUGACAGGUCGAAGUCACGUGACUUGUCACCUCCAUACAAUUUGAGUGUUUUGUUAUUACGCCAAUGAUGGACGCAACAUUUAAGUUAUAAGCAUUUAUGUAAAGUUUUCAUUUAAUCAUGUAAUAUAUUAAACUAAUUGUUUGUGUAUAAUUAUAGUGUCAGUUAAAACUACGAUGAUUACAGUGAGCACGCUAAUGUUACCAGUUAUAGUUAUUUAUCAGUUAUAUACAAAUUUAUCGAAAUCGGUACAGCAGUUUUCACAUUUUAGUGUAACAGAUGAGUUUACAUUUUUUAUUUAUUGAUUAGCUUAGACACGAGUGUGCUCACUCUAAUAUUCUUUAUAAAAUUGUAUACAUAUCACAAUUCAAUAAUUUUUGUGUAAAUUAAUUUUAAUUUUAUCGUUUUGUAUAAAUAAUAUCUAAGUCAUAUUUUUUUUUGUAAUUAUUUUGUGAUUAAAACUCGUGGCUUCCUAUAGCGAUCUUAUUUAAGACAUAUUUAUAAUAUUUGUAAUUUUUAUGUAAAUUGUAUAGUAAGUU
Trichoplusia ni (cabbage looper) is the source of this 6560-nucleotide messenger RNA. RefSeq names its product homeobox protein SIX2-like. The transcript is spliced from 7 exons. Gene Ontology annotation, biological process: regulation of transcription by RNA polymerase II. Gene Ontology annotation, cellular component: transcription regulator complex; nucleus. The record is from RefSeq and is a predicted model, not a curated record. NCBI's taxonomy places the organism in Eukaryota, Metazoa, Arthropoda, Insecta, Lepidoptera, Noctuidae. Bases 1224 to 1991 code for a protein of 255 amino acids. Gene Ontology annotation, molecular function: RNA polymerase II cis-regulatory region sequence-specific DNA binding; DNA-binding transcription factor activity, RNA polymerase II-specific.